Molecule: messenger RNA, 7196 nt
Organism: Anastrepha ludens (Mexican fruit fly)
Lineage: Eukaryota; Metazoa; Arthropoda; Insecta; Diptera; Tephritidae
Gene: Usp10
Product: PDZ and LIM domain protein Zasp
Exons: 10
Coding region: 735-5609 (1624 amino acids)
Biological process (GO): DNA damage response, signal transduction by p53 class mediator; protein deubiquitination; regulation of autophagy
Cellular component (GO): cytosol; nucleus
Molecular function (GO): cysteine-type deubiquitinase activity; cysteine-type endopeptidase activity
Source: RefSeq, a predicted model, not a curated record
GCAUAGAAUUGUCGGUCAUGAGUCGUUCGUUUAUCUCGCUUGUACAUUCUUCACAUUUGAUGUAAAUCGUUGGCCGCACUAGGCACCUAAAGUGGCAAGAACGUGAAUGUGUGAAUUUACCAAAACGAAGGAAAAGGGAAAAGAAAUAAUUUUUUCCUCAAGUGAAACGUUGAGUGAGGAAAUUAAACGAAAACUGAACUAAAUCUGCAGUUUCGAUAAAAUAUUGAAGUCAGAAUUCUAGUGCAAAAUUGAAUAUUUUGAAUUGUAAUGUAUGGUGAAGUGUGCGAAAGAUUGAGGCAUAUCCAUUGCUAAUUAAAGUGUGAAAAGAAAAUAAAAGGUGCUGUAGUAACAAUAGGGAAGCAGGCAGUAGAAAAAUCGUGGUCGUUGUUCUAGUAUCAGUGAGCAGAAUCAGAGCCCAGGUCAGAAAAAGAGACAUUAAUUACAGAGCUGUUGAAACAGCGUGGCGAGGUUGGUUGGUAGCGGUAGACUACGAAACUGGCGACAGUCGGAUCGGGGAGUUGAAGUAAUAAAUUCAGCUGCACUUGGAACUAAACUCUUUAUUGUUACGCGAUCAAGACGACCAAACAUAGUCCAGAGCCGAUUUUUUGAAAGCAGAGUGCGGGAAGUGCUUGGCUGUUGGCUCGCAAGUAAAUAAAAUAAAAUGAAAAUCUGAAGCCCUAAAAGUAUAAUACUAAACGUGAACAGUGAAAAAGCCAGGGCUUAUUUGAUACAAAAUGGAAUCGCAAUCGACAACCAUUAUUAAGAACCCUAAUAACAACCAUUCUGACAACUACAAUUUAACCCAGCAACAACCAUCGCUACAAAACAACAAUCUUGCUGUUACCGCACCGCCAUUUACUCCAUCUUCCCUUAAUAGCAAUGGCAACAGUACAAGCAACAAUAAUUUGACUGGUCAACAGACUAAUAAUGCAAUCGCGCCCGCCCAAUCCUAUACACCUGUGCCAGCUGCCGCUACUGCUUCAUUGCAUAGUGCCGGUGCCACCUCAGCAGGGCAUCCUAUCUAUAAUCAGGCUAUGCAUUCCUCGAAUGUGUUUGUACCAGCGCCAGGUGUUCAUCAAGCUGGGCCAAUGUAUGCAGCUAUGAUGCCCGCGCAACUUCCGAGUAAUGUCUAUGUAAACAAUGUUACCGCCAAUGUGAAUCUGCAUGGAUGGACACAUGCGGUACCAACGUACAUACCAGGUGGAGCGCAACACUACAUCCACGGUGAUGUACCAUCUGAUCAGAAUCCUUCUGUUAUGCAGGCGAUGCCAGCUAUACCCGUAGCGUUGACUCCUUCAAAUGCUCUUGUUGCUGCUGGCGGGAAUGGCAAUCCAACUUCUCAAAUCGGUAACAUGAGUAGCCGCGGUUCUCGCCGCGGUCGCGGUCGAGGUGGAAGCGGCGGUUCACGCCGUGGAGAUUACAAUAAUCAAAGGCAUCCACCACCGGAAGGAAGUCCAGCACCUCAGCAGCAAAUGGUACAAACACAGGAGCAAAUCGGCCAACAAUUGCCAUUGGCUCAGCAACAACAACCGCAACAAGUAGAGCAGACUAGUCAAUUAAUGGCUAGUGGACCGCCAAGUUAUGCCGCACAACCGCAAUACGCGCACGCACCAACAUACGCCGCAUAUCCAUAUCAAACGUACUUUGCGACACAGAAUCCAAUGUUGCAUCCAGCGCAGGCCGCUCAACAAGCCACUGGUACCCCUCUGUAUGUUUCACACAUGCCUAUGUACAAUCCACACCACGUCUACAAUUACAUGGGCGGUCAAUUCGUCUAUCCGCCCGUCAUAAAUCCGCCCGAGUAUCAGUUUUUGCCUGGCGAAGACGGCCAAUGCGAUGAUCGUCAAAAUCCUGAUGGUAUGGUGGCUCCAAUGUGGCAUACACAUGCUAUUUAUACCGACGAGUACGGUAUGAGUCCUGAAAUGCAUGGAGCAGCCGGUGAUGAAAUAAAUCACAACACUUCCUCUCUGGAUUCUGCUGAUCCCCCUACCUUGCUUAGUCCGAACUAUGCAAUCUAUGAUCCACAAAUGCACGAUGUGCAACAACAUAUGGGUAUGAUGCAAAUAUACGAUGAUACACAUAUAGCGCAAAUGCAGGGAAUGCAUCCCGCGACUUCAGUUACGCAGCUUGAAGAUGAAAUGGGAGAGUGUAGCACACAGCCUGGCGCCAUACAAAUGGUAACUUCUGGGGCAAUCAUUUCGGCUGGCUCCAUACAAAUGUCCAACGAAACACAAAUUAUUCACCAUGGCCAUCCGCAACAUCAGGCUCAGCACAUAAUACAAAACACAGUCAUGGAAUUGAAGCAACAACAAUCAAGCGAGCCCGAACAUGUCAUCAUUGAUAACAGUGUUAUUGAAGAAGUGUCUGAUUUGCAAGCCGUUGGUUCGGUGACUAGCUUGAAUGAAAUCCAUGCGCUCCAGAGCACAGAAAAUAUUGCACAGGAAUAUCAACCGCAACAACAACCGCUGCCCUUGACACAACCACAGCAGCAAGCACAAGCACAGCCACCACACCAACAGCCGCCGCUGAAACAGCAUCAGCAGCAGCAACCACAACAAAUCGAACAGCCACCUGCACAGUUCCAUCAACAGAAUACUGUUGACGCACCGGUGGCCGCGAUUGCCAAUGAAACAUACAAUAACAGUAACCAGAUAUUGCUGACCGAUGUCAAUGAGUCGAAUGAAAAUGUGCCAAACGAUGAUCCGACCGAAGUACCUGUGCCUGUGGCAACUGUGGCUCCAUCACUAGCCCCACUUGUUGCAGUGGCACCGCCACCUCAGCAAUUGCAACCACCAACAGUGGCCGCUGUAGUAGCUGCACCGCCACCGCCCACAACGGCAGAAAAUGCCGCCGUGACAAGUGUGGCCACUGCCACUGGUGUACCCACCCAGCAGCAACAAAUACAGACUUCACCUCCGCUGCAGAAGUACCAUCACCAACAGCAGCAGCAACACCCAAAACACCAGCAAUCCUACAAUCGUUACGAUCAGCAGCAACAACAACAUCAUAAUCAACAAUAUCACCAUCAACAGAAUCAUCAUUAUCAGUAUGAGCAGCGCCGACCACAACAAAAUUACAACAACAAUCAGUCGCGCCGUAAAUACGACAAUUACAACAAUCAGUCUUAUGCGCCCAAUAAUAACAGCAAUAACAACAAUGAUUCUGCCAUCCAAACCACAAAAACAAUGUCGUGGACCAAUUCCAGCAAGAAGUCAACGGCUUCGGUUGCCGUUACCGCCACCCCAAGUAACAACAACAACAACCCCCAGAAUAGAUCGUACGGCCAUUCGACAAAGACAUACACAAACCAUCAGCACCACUAUCAGCAACAAUCGCACUAUCAUCAACAGCAUCAACAACAACAACAUGGCGGGCACUAUAAUCAGACACCGCAGAUGCGCAAUUACGGUGGCAUGAAAAUGCCCUCAUCGCCUGUCGGCAGCAAUGCGCCGCCCCAGUUUAGCAACAACGCCGCCGGCAGCAACAUGGGCGCAGAGCGUCGAAACAGCCAAGCGGAGCAGCCGAAAUACUUGAAUUCUCCCUACAACAACUAUAAUCAAUAUGCUAUUAACAAUAGCAACAACUCGGGAAACAACAAUAACAUGAAUAGCGCUGGUGCAAUGGCAGCUACCUCAACGGCCAGCACCACAGCGGCGCCUCAGCAUUUCUCACAACAACAACAGCAACAACAACAACAGCAGUAUCAACAACAUUCACAAGGCUCGCAGCCGCAGCAGCAGCAACAACAACAACUGGCUGUACAGCCAAAUCAGCAGCAGCAGCAACCACAACAGCAACAACAAGCGCUGGUUAUUGAUAGCAAGCAAUACCCCGGUUUCACGAGCAGCAAAAAAGCUGCUGCCGCCGCCGCAUCGGCUCUAACGGCGGCCCCUGCCCCUGCGCCAAUAAUGAAUUUGGCGCCACCCAUAACGACCAACACCAACACCACCACAUCCAGCGCACAGUCGUGGGCUAGCUUGUUCAACGACAGCAAUACCGCUGCCACACCGACUGCCACUAGUGUCAGUAGCACCCAGUCCAACAGCAACAACAACAACAGUAACAAUAGCAACACGAAUGCCAACAACCAGAAUAGCAACAAGUCACCCGCGUUGCCUCCACCAUUCUCAUCGAAGAAGCCUGUAGCCAAAGUAGCGCCCUACGAAUGCGUUGUACCCACGCCGGCUAACCCUGCACCGCCAGUUGUGCUGCCGGGCGCAAUGUCGUACUCGGCUGCAUCAGCACAGGGCAUACCACCACAAACAGCAGCAACGAAGGCGGUCAUAAAACCCGAACCGGCUGCACCAACUAGCCGCGCCAACCUGGACGAAUACACGCUGAAAUUUGCGGAUUUCCUUACCAAGACGAAAACCGAUUUGUCCACGGUUAGCCUACGUCCACGCGGUUUGACCAAUCCCUCCAACUAUUGCUACAUAAAUUCCAUCCUGCAAGCGUUGCUGGGCUGUGCGCCAUUCUACAACUUGAUUCGUUCUAUACCCAAACAGGCAGCAGCGCUGUCAGAAGUGCGCACUCCUACUGUCAAUGCGCUCAUUUCGUUCGUGUCGCAAUUGUCCACGUUGCCAUCGGGGCUACGUCUGCGUACAAAUAAGGGACCCAAAGGCAAAGACGAAUUGGGUAGCGAGUUGCAGUGCGAUUCCGCUUUCGAACCAAUCGAGAUCUAUCGCUUGUGGGCCAAUAGCCGUGAGGAAUAUGUGGAGGGGCGCCAAGAGGAUGCCGAAGAAUUUUUAAGCUAUGUGCUCAAUAAACUGAAUGAUGAAAUGUUGGAGGUCAUAAAAUUAGUUGCUAAACCAAACGCCAUACAAAAUGGACGAAACGAAGUUUCUGAGAGCGAAGAUGGCGAUGAGUGGCAGAUGAUUUGCAAUAACCGCAACAAGGGCAGCGUCACACGACAAACCGAUUUUGGACGCACCCCUCUAAGUGAUAUAUUCCGCGGCGAAUUGCGUUCACGUUUGCAGCGUGAAGGCGAGCACUCAACUGAUGACAUCCAGCCAUUCUUCACAUUACAACUGAAUAUCGAAAAAGCCGCCUCGGUGAAGGAGGCACUCGAAAUACUGGUCGGCCGCGAUCAGUUGGAGGGUGUAACUGGCAGCAAAACCAAGCAAGAAGUUGUAGCUUGGCAACAAAUGACACUGGAAAAAUUGCCAAUAAUCCUGAUUUUGCACCUGAAAUGGUUUGACUACCGCUCCGAUGGCUGCACAAAGAUACUGAAGAAAGUCGAAUUCCCCAUUGAUCUAAAAAUCGACGCAAAAAUACUUGCAUCCAAGAAGUACUCGAUGAAGCAGCGCGCCUAUCGCCUAUUUGCUGUGGUCUAUCAUGACGGCAAAGAAGCCACCAAAGGUCACUACAUCACCGAUGUUUAUCACACGGGCUAUAACAGUUGGCUGCGUUAUAAUGAUAGUUCCGUAAAGCCGGUCAGUGAGAACGAAGUUCUCUACCCGAAAACACCGCGCGUGCCUUAUUUACUAUAUUAUAGGCGUUGCGACACAAUGCCACAGCAGCAGCCCACUGCUAUGACCGGUGGCAAUGCAAACUCCUCCUACUCAAAUGCGGCUAAUAGUGGUCGUGAACGCGAAAGUAGCAACAAGUAAAGGUGUAAGCCGUGCGAACGUGUAAGCCGUGUUGAUGAUGAACACGCUUGCGGCGAGUAGAGUACUAUGGCAAAGCCAACCCUAAGGCGCACGCACUAAGAGCGGCAAAAAGGACCAAACGAUGCCGGCUGUUCGAACGGUAUACAGUUGCAUACAUCUAUGGAUUAGGUAAUGGAUUACAGCUUAAAGUGAACUAACUGUUGUCGCCGAAAAAAAGCUGCAAUCCAGACCAAAAGUUCUAAAUCGAACACACUGUAAUAUAGGAAUUUUUCUCUUUUAGUUUAUGCUUAAAUGAAAAUGCAUGAAAAUAGAGCUAACACCUAAAACUAAAUACGCAUGUAGGUUAUAUUUUAAGUAUUAUUUUUAAUUGCAUUACAUGGAAAAUGCAAACAAAUGUUGCCUUUGAUCAAAACUGAUUGUAUGGAAUGAAUGAUUGGUGAAUGUGUGAGAGAUGGAGUGUGAAUGUCAGCUUUUUUGCGCGGAAACUAUUUGUCAGCUGGCUCCUGGGGAAAGUUCGGUUAGAGGGCACGGAGUCGAACUGAUGCAGAAGGUCCAUAGAAGGCGAAUUGGAAAACAAAAAACUGACUUGGAGUGGAAAUAUGUGACAUACAUACACACAUAUGUUAAAAAAUAGUGGAAUAUUAUUAAAGAAAAUAGAAAAUAAUGCGUAUAAUUGUUGUAAAUAAUAUAGGAUCGUGUACAAAUUACAUAUACAGACAUAUAUAUAGAAAAAAAGAAAAAAAAAAAUAGAGAAAUAAGCUUGCUUGCAGCAUCUAAAUAAAUCAAUAUCCAUACAUUUAUAGGCUUUUUUAUUUGGAAUUAUAAUGAACAACUAAUGAAGUGCUUAAAAAAUGCAGCAGCAACGAUAAUUUGAGAUAAUUUGAAUGAACAAAAAUAAGCUUGGAAUGCGGCAAGAAAAAAGCCACUGCUACGUCAGCAUAUAAAUGCAAAAUUGUUCAAAAACUAAGUUAUUCACUUACUAUACACACACAACAAUGAAGAUCAAUAUGAAUUAAUUGUAAUGUUUGUAAGAGGGAUGGAUGGAAAAAAUGGUAAAUAGGUAGUAUAUUCCGUAAUCAUAAUACAUUGCCUUUUUUCUACAGCAAACAAAAAUGUAAACAAACAAGAUAAAGAAAAAAAAAUUAUUGAUUUUCUAUUAUAUUUUUAAUAGUAAUAUUUAAGAGAAAAUACGAAUACGAAUACUUUAUAUUUAAUCGUUUUUUAGAUUAUAUAAACAGUGGCGCAAAAAUCAUAGUAAAAAAGUCGAUUUUAAAGUUGGCGAACAGUUUUUUUUUUUACAUUCACGGAACUCUUUUAUAUGACGCGCAAUUCAUGUUAUAUUCAAAGUCGACUUUAUUUCGAUACGCCAAUAUAAGUACAAGGAUAAAUAGUGUUGUAAAGAAACCAGCGGGAAGUUUUUCAAGCAUUUUGUGUUAAAUGUGUGUGCUGACUAAGAUAAGAAAUUUAGUAACUGAUUACCCUUUGGCAUGGGGUGAUUUAGCUAAUAAAAAGCGUAAUAAUUAUUAUGUACAUAUUUAAAAUUCAUAUGCAGAGAAAUUUACAAUAAAACAAUGAGUGAACAGUGAA